Molecule: messenger RNA, 540 nt
Organism: Entrophospora candida
Lineage: Eukaryota; Fungi; Glomeromycota; Glomeromycetes; Entrophosporales; Entrophosporaceae
Source: the annotation of a GenBank genome assembly
AUGACUGAGUCUGAUUUUAUAAUUUCAUUAAAUUUUUUAAGUAUAAUUCUCAGUACACUUGGAAUGAUUAUUGGAUGUGAUAUAACAACAAAUGCAAUUACACAAGGAUUAACAACUAUGGUUUUUUGGGGCAUUACAGUAAUAUCAAUAAUAUAUAAUGAUUCAAAAAUUUUGGAUUAUAAACCAACUGAGAUUGAAUUUGAAAAGGACAUAAUAGUUUCUACAGCUUUUAUAAAUUUUUUAAAUGCAUUUCUAAAACCAAUACUAUUAAUUAUUCCAUCAACUGUUCAAGGUGUGAUCCUAUAUCCUAAAUAUGAUAAUAUCAUCAUAGUAGUUACUGUUAUUUUAUCUGUUGCAGCAUCACUCAUAUUUCUGCAUCGAAAAGUUCAGAUGUCUCAGGCUCAGGAACCUCAAAUGCAUCCAAAACCUAAAAUAUUUCCAGAACUUAAUGAAAUUCUUGGAUUUCUAAAACUUUUUUUUGUGGAGUUAAAGACAAUUUUUCUUAAAUUUUGUUUAUUUGGUGAUCUGUGCAAUUUCUAA